Messenger RNA from Rhineura floridana, 4496 nucleotides. RefSeq names its product tousled like kinase 1 (gene TLK1). Gene Ontology annotation, biological process: chromosome segregation; peptidyl-serine phosphorylation; intracellular signal transduction. The record is from RefSeq and is a predicted model, not a curated record. Gene Ontology annotation, molecular function: protein serine/threonine kinase activity; ATP binding. The coding region runs from base 571 to 2898 and encodes 775 amino acids. NCBI's taxonomy places the organism in Eukaryota, Metazoa, Chordata, Lepidosauria, Squamata, Rhineuridae. The transcript is spliced from 21 exons. Gene Ontology annotation, cellular component: nucleus.
AGGAGGAGCAGGUGCCCAUGCCGGCUGCGUGUGCCUUCUUUCUCCCAGGCGGGCUGUGGGUGCCGACGCUGCCGCUGAGAUGCGCAGCAGCAGCGUCGUCGCCGCUCCUUCAUCAUUUGCCAGGCUGCGAUAGUGUCUGCGCAUGACCCCUCCCAGCCGCCCGCUCCCUAGCAGGGGAGAAGGUUAGGCUGCCUGAGAGGGUUCUCCUCCGUCUUCUAACAUUGGCGGCUGCUCUGAGGCGACGCAGUGCAGAGGUGUGGGCAGGUUGUUUCGGCCUGAGUCGCGGCUUCUCCUCCUCCUCCGUCGCCCCCUUGGAGGGAGCGGGAGCCCCCUUCCUCCUUCUCCAAAUCCACGGAGGCUUUUCACUCCCCCCCCCUCAACCCUCUCCUUCGUGUUCCCGCGUGCGGGGUCGCUGCUCCCCUUCUCCGCCCCACCCCCGGCAAUGACCACGGCGGCGGCGGUGGUGGCGGCGGUGUUGCUGGUUGUCCCUCCGCCGCCGCGCCGCCUCUUCCUCUCCCCCAAGUGCUGCUGCCCCCGGCGGCUGCCGCCGGGCUCCAGGAAAGUAGCUUGAUGAGUGUCCAAAGUAGCAGUGGAAGUUUGGAGGGGCCGCCAUCUUGGUCCCGGCUCUCCACGUCCCCACCGAGCCUGCAGGGCUGCUCCGCGGCGGCGGCAGCAGCAGCGGCGGCAGCGGCCGUGGCGGCCUCAGCGGCGGCCUCCCUGCUCCAUAACAACACGCCGCUGAAGGAAGGUGCAAUGGAUGAGCUUCAUAGCCUGGAUCCAAGAAGGCAGGAAUUGUUAGAGGCUAGAUUCACAGGAGUAGUGAGUGGAAGCACUGGGAGUACUGGAAGCUGUAGUGUUGGAGCAAAGGCCUCAACAAAUAAUGAGAGUUCUAAUCACAGUUUUGGAAGCUUGGGAUCUCUGAGUGACAAAGAAUCAGAGACUCCUGAGAAAAAACAAUUGGAGCCUUCUAGGGGAAGAAAAAGGAAAGCAGAAAACCAGAGUGAAAGCAGUCAAGGGAAAAACAUUGGUGCACGUGGUCACAAAAUUAGUGACUAUUUUGAAUACCAAGGUGGAAAUGGGUCUAGCCCAGUAAGAGGAAUGCCUUCUGCAAUUCGUUCUCCUCAAAACUCACAUUCCGCCCCUUCUUCUGUUCGACAGAAUAGUCCUUCUCCUACUGCGUUAUCUUUUGGGGACCACCCUGUUUCACAACCAAAGCAGUUGUCAUUUAAAAUUACACAGACUGAUCUCACAAUGUUGAAAUUAACUGCACUUGAAAGUAAUAAAAACCAAGACUUGGAAAAGAAGGAAGGUCGUAUAGACGAUUUGCUCAGGGCUAAUUGUGAUCUACGACGACAAAUAGAUGAACAACAAAAGCUACUUGAAAAAUACAAAGAGAGAUUAAACAAAUGCAUUUCAAUGAGCAAGAAACUUUUGAUUGAAAAAAGCACACAAGAAAAGCUGGCAAGCAGAGAGAAGAGUAUGCAAGACAGAUUACGCCUUGGGCAUUUUACAACUGUUCGACAUGGUGCAUCGUUUACUGAACAGUGGACAGAUGGCUUCGCGUUUCAGAAUCUUGUGAAGCAACAGGAGUGGGUAAACCAACAAAGGGAAGAUAUUGAGAGGCAAAGAAAACUUCUGGCAAAGCGAAAACCUGCUAUGAAUAAUUCUCAGGCUCCCUCUGCCAAUUCAGAACCUAAACAGAGGAAAAACAAAGCUGUCAAUGGAGCAGAACAUGAUCCAUUUGUUAGACCCAAUUUACCACAAUUGCUAACACUAGCAGAAUACCAUGAACAAGAAGAAAUUUUCAAGCUUAGAUUAGGACAUCUCAAAAAGGAAGAAGCUGAAAUACAAGCAGAACUUGAACGUCUGGAAAGAGUUAGAAAUCUUCACAUACGAGAGCUCAAAAGAAUAAACAAUGAAGAUAAUUCUCAGUUUAAAGAUCAUCCUACGUUAAAUGAGCGAUAUUUGUUACUCCAUUUACUUGGUCGAGGUGGAUUUAGUGAAGUAUAUAAGGCUUUUGAUCUCUAUGAACAAAGAUACGCUGCUGUGAAGAUACACCAGCUUAACAAAAGCUGGAGAGAUGAGAAAAAGGAAAACUACCAUAAGCAUGCUUGCAGAGAGUAUAGAAUACACAAAGAGCUUGAUCAUCCAAGGAUAGUAAAACUCUAUGACUACUUCUCUCUGGAUACAGAUACGUUUUGUACAGUAUUAGAAUAUUGUGAAGGCAAUGAUUUGGAUUUCUAUCUCAAGCAACAUAAACUAAUGACAGAGAAAGAAGCCAGGUCAAUUGUAAUGCAAAUAGUAAAUGCACUGCGCUAUCUCAAUGAGAUUAAGCCACCUAUAAUACACUAUGAUCUUAAACCAGGAAACAUUCUUCUGGUAGAUGGAACAGCAUGUGGAGAAAUAAAAAUCACAGACUUUGGCCUGUCCAAAAUAAUGGAUGAUGAUAGCUAUGGUGUGGAUGGAAUGGACCUAACUUCACAAGGGGCUGGGACUUACUGGUAUUUGCCUCCGGAGUGCUUUGUUGUAGGUAAAGAGCCACCAAAAAUUUCUAACAAGGUGGAUGUGUGGUCAGUUGGAGUAAUCUUUUUCCAGUGUUUAUAUGGCCGAAAGCCAUUUGGUCAUAACCAAUCCCAGCAGGAUAUACUUCAAGAAAAUACAAUAUUAAAAGCCACUGAAGUACAAUUCCCAGUGAAGCCUGUUGUGAGCAAUGAAGCCAAGGCAUUUAUCAGACGUUGCUUGGCAUACCGUAAAGAGGAUCGGUUUGAUGUCCAUCAGCUGGCUAAUGAUGCUUACCUACUGCCACACAUGAGAAGAUCAAAUUCUUCAGGAAACUUGCAUAUGACUGGACUGGCAGCAUCUCCUACGCCACCUAUAUCAAGCCUUAUUCCCUACUGAAGCUUCUCCACACAGAAGGCUUGCAUGAUGUCAUCAUGUAGUUUUGCUGCAGCAGACUUUCAUUUGGAAGUGUUGGGUUAGUGUUUUUACACAGCAGGACAAGUUUAACAAUGGUGUUUUCAGACUGUGGCUCUUCUACAAAUGUCAUUUCUGUGAUUGGACUGGAUCAUGAUCUGUGGAAGGUGCAUUCAUUUCAGACUGUCACAUUGGAAACAUUGAAGGACAGCAUUACCUGUUGCCACCAAACAGAUGUACUGUGUUUUUAAGACUGAAGAAAAUGUAUGUUUUCAGCUUGUGUGGAGAACACUGUAAAUAACCUUUUUAAUACUUACCAACACUUUUGGCUGAUACUGGAGAGCUCUAAUAAGGAGGGUAGUUUUUCAUUAUUUGAAUACAGAAGAAAAGAAAUGGAGCACAGAACAACUCACUGCUUGGACAAAAAAAGCUAAAUAAAGAUUCUUUCUUCCCAAGAAGUCAAUAUUUCAAAACCAAAGUAAAGAUGAGAGACACAGCUGUGUAUGUUAAUUUCUUUGGAUAGAAGUGAUUUAGUAUUUUGGGGGGCUGGGGAGUAAUCUUUUAAAAACUGUUACGUUGGUUGAAUGACUGUAUUUCCAAAGGGAUAAAAAUAGCAGUUUCAGUAAGGUAGCAAAAGCUAGUUUGGAAACUAGUUCAAUUAUUUAAAUGGCUUUUUGAUACUUAGUGGUGUUGUCAACUGAUAUCUGCUGCCCAGGCUUUUGAGGAGGGAUAUACAAAGGCCAUGUAUGUAACCAAAAGCAAACAGGUCAUGUUCAAUGUUUCUAUGCAGGAUAAUGACAAAUUCCCUUCCAACUGUAUUGUAAAUUGUUGUACAGAUGUCAUAUUUUCAGUUUUAAAAAUUCAGCAACUUAUUCCUGUACAAAUGUUUAAAGUAUGGCUUUUCUAAUUGGAUAUUGUAUUUUUUUUAAGUCUCACUGAAGGCGCUUUUAAUUGCUGCUAAAUGAUGUUGCUUUUGCUUUUGCAAAAAAAAAAAAAAUCAAAUGACCUUAAGGUGCAAGUCAACUGUACGUCCUAGAGAGACUGAAAGUAGAUAAUUCAUUAACAAUCGGCAUGUAAAACCAAUCUGUGUUGGAACUAUACAGUACAGUUCAAGUCAGUUUCCUGAGCUGGAGCACGUUGAUACUAGAUGUAGAAGUUGUUCAUGGUUAUUCACGGUUUCUGAAAGUUCUGUCUACAAGGUGGGAAGAUAUUCCUCUAAAGAGAUGUUUCUUGUGGCCUGUACAGAUAUUUUAAAAUGUGAAACAUUUUCUAACUGCCUUGUAUGGUAGAAUCUUUUUUUUUUCAGAAUGCAGUAUCUCUCUCCCAUACAAGAUUCCUUUUACUGUCACAUUCAUAAUGCUGAAUACCUGUACGUAACUUUAUCCAUGUUGCAAAAAGGGAGGCUGUAUUACCACAGGUUUUUCAUUUAAUAUUGUACAGUUAAACUGUGGCUCUUGUUUCUGAUGUUUCAAGCCAUUUUGUUUUCAUUGUACAUAAGGAUACAUUAACUGUCUCUUCAAGAUGCUGCUGAAAUUGUAGAGAAUGUAGCCAAAACAGUAAUAAAAUGACAGUUGGAAUUUCAA